AUGGAGAAAUCAGACACGACGCACUGGCUAGCUAAAUACGCUUGCAAUUAUCAUGCAUGGGAAACAUCUGCCGUGGAUGGUCAGCCUACUUUCAAGCGGCGCAUUGGGCUCGUUGAAUCAGCAUUCGACACUGAUGGGUCUGACUUUGAAGGAAGAGCUGACGUCAACGCGUUUUUAACGCUUGAAGUUUGGAAUCACUUGAAUGUCGACGAGUUCCGGAAACGGCUUCUAUAUGCGUACGCUUCGUUGCGCCUGCAGCAUGUGCUGCUCAUGGCGCGGGUGCUUAGAACCGGAGGGACCGAACAAAGGCACUUCACAGUAAACAUUCCGCAAAAGACUCAAGGUCUACUCGACGAAACAUCCAAAGCACUAGUGUUUGUCGAUGAUGCUUAUCAGAAAGUUGAAGAUGAUGAGUUCGUUCGUCACAGCUUGAACACGGGACGACUGAUUGAUCCGGAUGUCUCGCUAUCGAAGCUCUACAGUCUUCCGCUAGAGCCUCUAUCGAACGGCAAUUUCAGUCUCCGCUUGAUGUUCAUAGCUGCCCAUGAAAUCACAGAUGGCGUCUCUAUGUACCAUUGGAUGUCCCACUUGAUCCGAAUCCUUAACGCACCCAUGGCUGAUCUAGAGAAGGAUCUCGUUUUCUUCCAAUCGGCCGAAAAUAUCUCUUCGCGUCUACCUCCAUCUCAAGAAGAUCUGUACCCUCCUGUUGCUGGCAGCUUGGCUAGGCAGCGAUGGUUUUGGGCUAUCAUGAGAAUACUACGACACGUCAAGCGCACCUUGCCUCAAACAUUUGUCAACCCAUUGCGCCGCUCUGAAGCGCGUACGGCGGCAGUAGCAUUACCCCACGGGUUCGAUAAGGUCUUCGACUAUUCGCCAGAGCCAUCGAAGCGUAUAGGAGCUGGGUGCCUUGCCCUGUCGCGCCAUCCUGACAUUCCCCUGGCGGAGCGGCGUCCUUUCAUAGCGUCCUUUCCUCUCAGUCCAAGGGCCUUCUUCAACUACACAGUGCCCCCAGACUCUUGCAUGCUUGCAUUUAGCGGUGGAAUUGUGCUCCCGUUCUUAUCCUCAGAUCUAGAUGUAGAAGGACGGUUCAGACUUGCGGUACGCCAGGCUCACCGGCAACUGAGUAUCUACCAAAAACGUCUUCGCAAAUUAGAAGUAGUUUCCCCUUACAGCCCGGCACGGCUGAUUGCAGACAACUACUUGUUGACAGUUCAACGUCAAGAAGAGAAGCUCCCUCCACACCGUAAAACCGACAUGGCAGACCCACAGGGUGGGUAUCCCGCCAACAUCAAGCUGUUCGGAGCUACCUGUGGCGUCAGCUCAGUUGGUCCUAUCGGGCAUUUGCUCAAGCCCGGGGUCCACAGCGUUGGAGGAUCUGGGAGCGGCAAAGACUUUGCAGCAGACUUUAGAGAUGUGAGAGUGGGUGUGAGAGCAAGGGACAACGAAUUUCUCAUUGGGAGUUUGACUAAUUCCAAGGGAGUGUGCUUUGCCGUUUCUUAUGAUGGAAAUGCCAUCGACGAAAACGCAGCAAAAAUUUGGAAGACAAAGAUGGAGUCUUUAUUGGAACCAGAGACGAAAUCGAGAUUGUAAGGGCGAGAGCGCCUCCGUGUUACUAUAGUGCCUUGCCAUAGAUAUCU
Mytilinidion resinicola is the source of this 1637-nucleotide messenger RNA. RefSeq lists its product as uncharacterized. NCBI's taxonomy places the organism in Eukaryota, Fungi, Ascomycota, Dothideomycetes, Mytilinidiales, Mytilinidiaceae. The coding region runs from base 1 to 1590 and encodes 529 amino acids. The transcript is spliced from 4 exons. The record is from RefSeq and is a predicted model, not a curated record.